Molecule: messenger RNA, 2602 nt
Organism: Rhineura floridana
Lineage: Eukaryota; Metazoa; Chordata; Lepidosauria; Squamata; Rhineuridae
Gene: ORC2
Product: origin recognition complex subunit 2
Exons: 18
Coding region: 205-1917 (570 amino acids)
Biological process (GO): DNA replication
Cellular component (GO): nuclear origin of replication recognition complex; nucleus
Molecular function (GO): DNA replication origin binding
Source: RefSeq, a predicted model, not a curated record
CCAGCCAGGCCCAGCCCAUUUGAACGAGUGAGGACAACUCUAGGAGGGGGCUGGGCUAGGGCUAGGGCCGACGGCGCGGGAAGCGAACGCUGCUUCCGGCUCCGCGCGGAGGGCUGUGGCGUUCGUCUCUAUUAAACAAUGCUAUGUGGGACUUGGACAACGUUGGCUCAUCCACUUACAUAGGCUCACCCUAUUCUUCUUGCUAUGAGUAAUCCAAAGAUAAAAACUAGCAAUGCCAUAGAGGUCAAGUUUGUGGCAGAUGAGGAUGUUUUGAAGCACAUUUCUGAAGAUUCAGGUCUUAAGGUUCGGAAGAACAAAACUCCACAUACACUUGAUGUAAAAAGAUGGGUGAAGGAAACGGAAAAUCGCUCAGAUGGUGAGGGCCAGGAUAUUUUUGAAGAGCAGGACUAUGUGUCUGUCCUAGGAAUAGACAUCCAAGGUUCUUUGAAAAAUGGCUCCAGUGCAGGUGGUGGGGAUGUCUUCUCAUUCCAAACUCCAAAACGUUCUAACAAGAUGGCAGAGAUGGCCUCUGAGCUAGCUCAGACAGCAGCAAAUAAAGUAAAACAUGAGAACCUGAAGAAUCUUGGAAAGGAACCAAGCACCCCUCAAAGCAGCACGAACUACUCUGGUUCAAGCAAGGGCCAGGUAGAGAGUAAAAAGAAUGAAUUUGUGUCAAAAACACCUUACAGACUCAGGAAAAGAAUUACAGCCUUAAAUAUGUGCUCUGAUAGCGAAAGUGAUUAUUCUACUUCGUGCUCUGAAGAAGAGGAGGGUAACAGUUGUAAAGAAACCGCUGAUGGAGCUGUUGAUCCAAAAAUGCCAACCAGACCCCAAACAUCUUUUGUUCCAGCCAGCAGAGAAACACCAGCUAAGAAGCUAAAGAGAGAUGUUCCUAGCAAUUUGGUAGAAGAGUAUUUUGAAGCACAUAGUAGUUCCAAGGUUUUAACUUCUGACCGAACACUCCAGAAGCUACAGAAAAAAAAACUGGAUCAGGAGGCCCUGCAAAACCUCUUGAACAAAGUACCUGUUGCUUUUACUUCUGAACGUGAAGAGUUAACCAGACAACAUGAAUCCCUCUUUUAUAAAUGGAUGUUGCAAUUGCACCUGGGAUUCAAUAUUGUGCUGUAUGGACUAGGUUCAAAGAGAGCUCUGUUGGAGAACUUCCGCAUUUCUCUGUUGCAAGAUUGUGUUCAUAUUGUUGUGAAUGGGUUCUUCCCCAGCAUAACUGUGAAAUCGAUUCUGAAUUCCGUAACAGAAGAGGUGCUGGAUCAUGUGGGCACUUUUCGCAGCCCUCAGGAUCAGUUGGACGUGAUCAUGAAAAGAUUUAAAGAAGAUCCUUCGCUGGAACUGUAUCUCAUCAUCCAUAACUUGGACAGUCGGAUGUUGAGAGGAGACAAAAACCAACAAAUCCUAGGACAAUUGUCGUCUCUUUCCAAUAUCUACCUCAUAGCAUCUAUUGAUCAUAUUAAUGCACCACUCAUGUGGGAUCAAGGAAAACAAAGCAUGUAUAAUUGGUUGUGGUAUGAAACAACCACUUACAGUCCUUACAUAGAAGAAACAUCCUUUGAAAACUCCCUCUUGACACAGCAAUCUGGGUCUUUGGCUUUGAGCUCCCUCACACAUGUUCUGCGCAGCCUCACUCCUAAUGCAAGGGGGAUUUUUAGGCUUUUGGUGGAGUAUCAGUUGGAGAAUAAGGAUAACACCUCAUUCCCAGGACUUUCCUUCCAAGAUUUCUACCAGCAAUGUCGGGAAGCCUUCCUGGUCAAUAGUGACCUAACUCUCAGAGCUCAACUCACAGAAUUCAGGGAUCACAAGCUCAUUAGGACUAAGAGGGGUGCUGAUGGAGUUGAAUAUUUAUUAAUUCCUGUGGACUCUGGGACCUUGACUGACUUUUUACAAAAAGAUAAUGAAGUUUGAAGGCUCUCAGGCACCCAAUGGCAACUGCUCUGAAGACCUGCUGGAAUACUUCCUGCAGCGUAGCCAAUUUUCAGAUCUCGGGAGUCUUAUCUACCUGUAAUAAUGGAGUAAAGCAUUGUGUACAAAAAGCCAACUUUUAGAUCUGUCCAGAUCUGCUCAGGUUUUCCAGUUUGGAUUAUGCUUUCCUUCCGUGUAUUCCAUUACAAAGAAAAUUUCACCCAUUGAUAAAUAAUGUGCCUUUCUGCUCAUAAAUCUGGAAAUAAGGGGUUGGAUUGGAGUUGCUUGUGCUUGAAAGCAAACUUCAGUGGCUGCCAGCAACUUAAUUUUUUCACCAAUGGACAAGUGUCUUCCAGUAUGUCUUAUAUACAGGCUACAUUAUUGGUCUUCUAAUGUGUGCAGUGUGAGAUGGAGGGAUUGCAGCGGGGAAAUGCCUGAAUUUGGGCAAAGCCAGAUAUGAGCAUCAGAGCUCCAGGAUAUUAUAGAGAUGUUUGUUAAACUUUUUAGCCUUAAUUGGUAUAAAGAAGGUUUAUAGAACACAAGCCAUUUAAAAAUCUGAACUGGCAUCUGUCUCUAAAAUUUUAAAAAAUAGCAAAUAUGCUAAUUUUAACACCAUAACGUCAGAAGUAAUGAGAUGUAGUAUUUUUUAAAAAACUCAUUUGAAUAAAAAUGUGUAGUUGUACAAUGA